Mycotypha africana is the source of this 2238-nucleotide messenger RNA. Its product is annotated as T-complex protein 11-domain-containing protein. The record is from RefSeq and is a predicted model, not a curated record. Lineage: Eukaryota; Fungi; Mucoromycota; Mucoromycetes; Mucorales; Mycotyphaceae. The transcript is spliced from 2 exons. The coding region runs from base 1 to 2238 and encodes 745 amino acids.
AUGACAACCCCCAUUUCCGCAGCAGCAGCAGCAGCAGUAGCGGCAGAGGCUGGAUCACCAAACAUAAAAGCGAAGAAAAAGCCAUCCAAUUGGUCUAUCAUCCUAAAAGCUUUUCGAGAGUUAGGUCUACCUUCUUGUUCUGCACCCGCUGAUACAUGGCCCGAUUUUGAUCAUUUGCAAGGGCUUCUUAGGGAAGCCAAGGUUAUUGUUGUAACGACGAAAGUAUUGAAUACCGCCCUUAAAAUAACGGACGAAAAUAGUAGAUUCCGUGCGAAAAAGUUGCUAAUGUCAUACGUGAUACUCAUGUGCCCAGAAGCAGCAUUGGGUGACAUCAAUAAACCCGAAGAAAAAAGAGUAUAUGAAUCAGCCAAAGAAAUGCUACGAUUGUUCGAAGUAUGGUUGAAAGCUCACGGUCAUCCAGGUGCAACAGCAGCUAGACUUGCCUUUGUCAACGCCUAUAAUGAGUAUAUUUCAGUUUUUGAUCUAUGGAAAUCGAAAGAUUACUCUGAAUUUGUUCAGAUUAUGAUCAAGGAUUAUGUGCAAGAAUCUACUUUGCGUCAAACCAUGCUUGCCUCUGAAGAACAAAUGGCAACAAUCGAAACAUUGGAUGAGAACUUAAAGACACGAAAGAAACAGAUAGAACGGUUUGCGGGAAAAGAGGGAUUGGAACAAUUACAGCGAGCAUUGGAAGCAGCGCUUAGCUCAACAUCGACUGGUAGGAAGAAGCAAAAAGAACUCAAUACACCUAGAUCGCCGGAUUUCGAACAGGAGUACUUUACAAAUCAGCAACAGCAGGAAUAUCAUCAUGCUACUGGCAGAGAAUAUAUGAGUUUAUUAUUGGAUCAGUAUAUUUCUUCAGCAGAGAAUGUCGUUAGGGACGGACUUGCCAACGCUCAGUUAGCUCACGAAUUAAUUAUGGACCCUGAUUUCAAAAUUGAAAAGCUAACUUCAGCAUUUGAAAAUAAAGUGAAGACCAUUGCCCAGAAGGCUUUCUUUGACAAAAUGGCAGAAGAUAUACAGAACGGACAGGCACAUGCAGUAAUCCCUCCAUUAUUUUCUGAUAUCAAGAACCGUUUACUGGUUUUGUCGAAUCCUGAAUCAUCGCUUUAUAACAAUAUUCAAGAAUCUAUUGACAUAUUGUUAAUUGAGCAACAGCUCAAGCAGCAUCCAGAGCAGUUCGACAUACAAUCCGUGAUCGAUCAUAUUCUUGGCUUGAUGGCAUGGAUGUGCGCUCCAGUUCGGGAUGAUGAAAUAAAUGAAGCACGCAGCUUGAGGACUUUGACUAGUCCUCAUAAUAACGAUAAGAAAGGUAGAAUUACCCUUUUGUUAAAGCAGUUGCAAACGAUAUUAUCGCUAUUAGAGAAGAUGACGUUAGAUCAUGCCAACUAUAAACUGCACUUGUUACGUCCACAUCUUCUGUCUAUUGCUGUUGAUUACGAAAGGGAAAGUUUUGCAGCAUGGCUAGAACAACAGCACUCGUCAACAUCAUCAUCAUCAUCAUCAGCAUCAUCGUCGUCAUCAUCAUUAACACCGUUAGGCAGAACUGAAACAUGGCUGACCAAGUCUGUUGAUAAAUUAUGUCAGGAAGCAGCUAAACGUAAUCCCGAUAAUAUUGAACGAAGCAACAAGCCUUCACAUGAUGCAAUUUUGGAAGAUGCGUUCUUAUCACUGUUAUGUCAACCCAUUUUGAUUGCAAAGGACAACGUGCCUGAAACCUUGGCUCUGGACGUUUCAAGAUUAGCAUACUUCCAAAAUGAAAUACAAGCCAUUACUAUUGGAGGCGCUUUAGUAAUAAUUGCCAAGUCUUUUGGCUCAAAUAUUGAUGACAAUAGCAUGUUCGAGCUCGCAUCUCGUCUCUUUACAAUGCUGGAGAAUAAUUCAUCUAUUGAACACCUAUCAGCUGAACUUAUACGAGUAGCGCAUGUAAAAUCGGAGCAACGAGAAUUACUGAAAAAUGUGGUGGAUAAAACUCUGAAUUAUAAAGACAAGGUCUUUACUUUGGUAUUAGAUCGUGUGGUGAAGAUAAUAAAAAGCACAAUCCAGAGUCGUAAAUUUGUUACAUCAGCAACACUAGAAAGCUUUGGACUACAAUAUGUACAAAGUCAACUACAAGCUACUGCAUUAAACAUUCAAAGAUUGGUAAACCAUAACAGAAAAGUGUAUGCUACUUGGUAUAAUCAACUUAUCGUAAAGGCAGUAAAUGAUAAGCUGGGGACUCAUGAACCACAGCAGCAGUAA